Megalops cyprinoides (Indo-Pacific tarpon) is the source of this 3103-nucleotide messenger RNA. It is a transcript of the gene hsd17b4, whose product is annotated as hydroxysteroid (17-beta) dehydrogenase 4. Gene Ontology annotation, molecular function: oxidoreductase activity. The record is from RefSeq and is a predicted model, not a curated record. The transcript is spliced from 24 exons. NCBI's taxonomy places the organism in Eukaryota, Metazoa, Chordata, Actinopteri, Elopiformes, Megalopidae. Bases 393 to 2612 code for a protein of 739 amino acids.
UGGAGAAAUAGCAGGACGGCCGUAAGAUCUUGAUAGUUGUCUGGCUGCUCCACUUGCAGUUGAAUGUUGUUUGAAUUUGAAUGCAAGAGGCGAUCCCGUAAAGGUCAUUUUACUCCCUGUGUGGUAGACUUGAGGUCUUGUUAGCCAGCAAGCUAAGCAGUUCCUUUGGCGUGCUACUUCUGAAAAAGACUAAGACGGAAGUAGCUAUCGCUAGUAAAGGGAGAUAUUUUGCUAGCCUCUUAAAUAACUUCAGCGAUCUUCCGAAAGCAAGUUGUAUGCUUUUUUUUACUUGGCCAGCUAAAUUAAAGUUAGCAUUGUGCUGCUUCUGUCACACUGUUUUUUUUCCACUCCUCAGUUCUGCGCUUUGGGAGCAGUGACCGUCUGUCUGCAGUAUGUCCGCGCCGUUGAGGUUCGAUGGAAAAGUUGUGCUGGUUACUGGAGCAGGUGGAGGUCUUGGGAGGGAGUAUGCGUUGGCCUUUGCUGAGAGGGGAGCCUGUGUUGUAGUAAAUGACCUGGGAGGAGACAUCAAAGGCGGUGGGAAGAGCUCCUCAGCUGCAGACAAAGUGGUGGAAGAGAUAAAGGCCAAAGGAGGCAAGGCGGUGGCAAACUAUGAUUCUGUGGAAGAUGGAGAGAAGCUGGUCCAGACAGCCCUGGAUGCAUUUGGAAGAAUAGACAUUCUAAUAAACAAUGCUGGGAUUCUGCGAGAUCGUACUUUUGGCCGAACCAGUGACUUGGAUUGGGACCUCAUCCACAGGGUUCACCUGAGGGGCUCUUUCCUGGUCACCCGGGCUGCCUGGAACCAUAUGAAGAACCAGAAGUUUGGGAGGAUCAUCAUGACCUCGUCGGCCGCCGGCAUCUACGGGAACUUCGGCCAGGGGAACUACAGCGCCGCCAAGAUGGGCCUGGUGGGGCUGGCCAACACGCUGGCCAUCGAGGGGCGGAAGUACAGCAUCCACUGCAACACCAUCGCCCCGACCGCAGGGUCCCGUCUCACACAGACCGUCAUGCCCCCAGAUCUCCUGGAGUCCUUGAAAGCGGAGUACGUCGCUCCCCUGGUCCUGUGGUUGUGUCAUGAACAAUGUCAAGAAACUGGCAGCUUGUUUGAGGUUGGAGCUGGCUGGAUCGGCAAGCUGCGGUGGGAGCGGACUCCGGGCUGCAUUAUCAGGCGCAGGAACCAGGCCAUGACCCCCGAGGCGGUGCGGCAGAGCUGGGACCGGAUCUGCGAUUUCAGCAGCGCCACAAAGCCGGCCACCAUCCAGGAAUCGCUCAGCACUCUGGUGGAGGUGCUGUCGAAAGUGGACACGGAGGAGGGGGUAGUCCCCAAUCCCACCAGCGCCAUGGCUUCCGCUGUGUCCGACGGCAACAGCCCCCUAGCGGCAGUGGGGCAGAAGCUGCCAGAGAUGGUCUUCAGCUACUCCCACACGCAGUGCAUCCUGUACGCCCUGGGCGUGGGCAUGUCCACCCGGGAACCCGACCACCUCAAGUUCCUGUACGAGGGCCACGAGGACUUCAGCUGCCUGCCCACCUUCGGCGUCAUCCCCGCCCAGGCCUCCAUGAUGGAGGGGGGCCUGGGCUCCAUCCCAGGCUUCAAUUUUGACCUCUCCCGGCUAUUGCAUGGUGAGCAGUAUCUGGAGCUGUAUAAGCCAUUACCCACCUCAGGCAAGCUGGUCUCACAGGCAGCAAUCGCAGAUGUCUUGGACAAAGGAUCUGGAGCCGUCAUUCUCUUGGAUGUUCAUACCUACAGUGGCAAAGACCUGUUGUGCUACAAUCAGUUUUCCCUGUUCAUCGUGGGAGCUGGUGGCUUUGGGGGAAAGAGGACCUCGGAUAAAGCGAAGAGCACCAUGUCACCCCCAGACAGAGCUCCAGAUGCCGUCAUGACAGACGAAACCACCAGGGACCAGGCGGCCUUGUAUCGACUGAGUGGAGACUGGAACCCGCUGCACAUAGACCCCAGCUUCGCAGCUAUGGGAGGAUUCAAGACCCCCAUUCUGCAUGGACUGUGCUCCUUUGGCUUUGCAGCCCGACACGUACUGAAGCAGUAUGCCAACAAUGAUGUGUCCAAAUUCAAGGCUAUCAAGGUCCGCUUCGUGAAGCCGGUGUUGCCAGGGCAGUCCCUACAGACAGAGAUGUGGAAAGAAGGUAUCAGGAUUCACAUUCAGUGCAAGGUGAAGGAGACUGGAGCUGUGGUUUUGUCGGGAGCAUAUGUGGAUCUCCAUUGUGCUGAAGACUCAGUUUCUCCAGAGAAGCCAGCUGAGGCAGGGGGACUCCAGAGCGACCUGGUGUUUGAGGAGAUCGGCCGGCGCAUUCAAACCCUGGGGGCCGAGCUGGUGAAGAAGGUCAACGCCAUCUUCGCAUGGGAGAUCACCAAGGGCGGGAGCGCCGCAGCUCAGUGGACCAUUGAUUUAAAGACCGGGACGGGCUCCCUGCACAAGGGCCCGUACAGCGGCAAGGCCGACGUCACCAUGACCCUCUCCGACGAGGACUUCAUGGACGUGGUGCUGGGGAAGCUCAACCCGCAGAAGGCAUUCUUCGCCGGUAAGCUGAAAGUGAGAGGCAAUAUAAUGUUGAGCCAGAAGCUGGAAACCAUCCUGAAAGACUACGCCAAGCUGUGAAGCUACUGUCACUGAAGCAGCCAGUGCGUUAACGGCAGUUGUACGCCACAUCCUCUUCUUUUUCGGAGGAGAUACCAGUUGCACUAACCAGACAUUGAAGGACUGAUCUCAAGCAGCGUCAUAAUUAAUUCACCUGUUGCUUUAAAUGUGAGAAGUCUCCGGAACAUGAUUGAAACGUGAUCCAGUCAGUGUGGUGUUUUGGGGAUGGCUCAUUAGCCUGGAAUUGAUGAUUGUAAUCACUGUCAUGAGGUUUAACACACAUUACUGUGCCGAUACUUUAUGAAGACUGUAAAUUUUCAACGAUUUACACCAUUACAAGUAGACGAGUGAUGAAAUUGUUUAAUGUGUUCAUUCUGCCCCCAGAACGGUACCUGAAUAAUCAAAGUAACAUAAAUCUUGUUAGAAAUAAAGCAUCUACGUUAUGGAAAAAAAGCUAUUGUUAAUGAAUUAAUAUGAAUUUAUAUGCAUUAGUAAAAUGGACUUUUGGCGGA